Messenger RNA from Trifolium pratense (red clover), 4404 nucleotides. RefSeq names its product dephospho-CoA kinase-like. NCBI's taxonomy places the organism in Eukaryota, Viridiplantae, Streptophyta, Magnoliopsida, Fabales, Fabaceae. Bases 3564 to 4268 code for a protein of 234 amino acids. The record is from RefSeq and is a predicted model, not a curated record. Gene Ontology annotation, biological process: coenzyme A biosynthetic process; ubiquitin-dependent protein catabolic process. Gene Ontology annotation, molecular function: dephospho-CoA kinase activity; ubiquitin protein ligase binding; ATP binding. The transcript has 6 exons.
AAGGUCUAACCUUAAAUCUUCUUGUACGAAAAAGAAACUAACGAAGUUAAGAAAGUAGAAAGUGUUUUAUAAAGAAGUUGAUUCAUCCCCAAAUUUGUUCUCCUUGUCCAAAUCGAUCCUCCCUAAACUCAGAAAUUGAUUCCGCUCACAAAACAAAAAAACAACACGUGCGUGUUUGUGCUCACAAACUCACGAACACCUUGAGAGAGAAAGAUGAAGAGACGCAAUUCUUUCCAAGAAAGCGACGAACCUUAACCUCAUUCAAAGAAAUGCGAUUAUUUCUGUUUCUGUUUGAAAACUGAAGAGUGGAUGAUUGUUUAAAAGCCGAAAGGGGGUUCCAAUAGCACGAUCUGCAGCUGCAACACCAACUAAUUUGUAGCGAUCCACUGCAUUGUUGUAUAUCAAGUCCAAACUGCAUGCGGAAGUCCCAUUUUUAGUGGCGUAACACUAUUUUAGUGUAAUUUAAUUGCUCCUCUUAGUUAUUUGAAAAUAUAUCUUAUAAGCACUUGCGAUAAUUUCAUGAUGAGAAAUUAUCUCUUUCAGUUGUAAAUGCCCUCAAUUUCAUUUUGAGAAGCCACAAAUUAUUGAUACUAAGGAACUAUAAGGAACAUAGGAUUCAUGUUAAAUACACCAAAUCCUUAUCUUAAUCCCAAUAAGCUUUAUGACCCAGUCAGCAAACCAACCCAGAUUCCUUCCAAAUCCAAAUCUCUGACCCAGCCAGGAACCCGAUUCAACAAGUCAACUGUGUUUUCUCCCAUAGACAGCAACAGUGUACGCAUAUGAACAAACAUAUUUCUCAAAAUUAGUCCUGUGCACAAGACUGAAUUGAUUCCAACAUCCAGUUGCAGUACAAAGUUUUGAAUUUCUUGUUUCAGAAUUUUGGAAGAGGGGAGAAACAAUUGAAAAGAGAUGGUAGGACUUUCAAAUCUGUUCUUAGAUAAACCAAAGGUAUGUGACUCAUGGGUUGUGAUAUAAUAUCUAUCUUUAUGACAUAGGCGAUCUAAAGUCGUAACUGUUUGUGUCCAUAGGCUUAAUAAAAGAUGAUUAGAGUAAAGUAACUUGAAAGUUCAAAAGUAAAUCCAUAGGCUUUCUUCCUCAUGGUAACUAAAACAAAUAUUAGUAUACUUGCCUAGGUUUGGUAAUGUCACUUAUCAGUAGCUAUUCAUGCAUAUUUGUUAUUUACAAGUGUUAAGCUUAGAAUUGCCAAACCAAUAUGUGUUUAUCUGGCAAGUCACAAGAGUUACAUAUUCUUUUAUUUAUAUAUAUAUAUAUAUGCUUCUUAGUGGAAACAUGCUGGUCUGAGGUUUCAAAUUGAAUUGGUUUUAUGUAACAUGUUGGCUUUAUAUAUAUAUGUUCUUUUAUUUUAAUGUCUUCCAACAAUCCCCCACUAUCCACCGCCACAUUUUCGAAAAUAAUCCUGUUUCUAUGACGCCACACCGACCAAAUCACCGCAUGCCAAAUCAUUACCAAACCUUGUCUCAUACUUUUACCACUCGGAGUUGCCACAACAUAAUUAAGAAGGGACCUGACAUCGUGAGGUAACAUGAAAUGCAUACCUAACCAAUUAAAAACACGUUCCAAGACCUGUAAAAUUACUCUGCAAUAUAGAAACAGGUGAGUCCCCGAUUCCACUCAAUCUCCACAGAAAACGCAGUUUUGAUCUCCUUCUUCUGUAAUAACAUGUUGCCUAACCAAAUUCUCUCUAGUCGGCGCUCUAUCGUGGAGAACCAUCCACACAAACCCCGUGACUUUAGUCGGUGCCUGACACUUCCAUAUAACUUUGAAUGCUGAUUCUAGAUCUUCGGGAAUGAUCCUCCUGGCAAUAAGCAUAUUAGACACCAAAACAUAAGUGGAUAUCUUUUUAAUUGUUGUUCAAAAAUAUUGACAAUGAGCUGAUUAUUAAAUUGCUUUGACUGAGUUGUGUGAUUGUGCUUCCUGGAUUUCUAAAGUCUGCAACUUUUCUAUUGAUUUGUGCUUUAAAGGUGAAAAAGCUUAGAUUUUUAUUAACAUUUUGUUUCAAUUCAUCAUUUUCCAUUGAUUUAUUUUUUUUAAUUUUUUUUGGGGGGUCUUUCAGCAACACCCUUCUGUAAAAACGUACCUGGUUCUGAAACCCAAUUUGAAUUUCAAUCUCUAGGUUCAUAUUAUUUCCCUUUAUUUGAUUGAUUAGUUGGUUUAUAUUUAUGAGUUGUGAUUGGUUUUUCUUUUUCAAUUUUACUUUGAAUAUUUUUAAUAGUUUGAAGCUUCUUGUAUAGAUUAAUGAUAGUAAUUGGUUUUGUCUUAGUUGGUUAGCAAUUACUAUGAUAAUGAUACGAUGUAGCUUAACCUAGCCGCCCCUAGGCACUACGGGGGACAUCAUUGCAUUGUGAUUUUGAGUAGCGGCUGUAGCCUGUAGCACCACUAAUAGCGGUCAGAUUGCGGCCAAUUAGUGUCUACUAUAUCAAAAUCCUUGCAAAAUUUGCUUUUAUAAAUGUGUUCAAUAUGUUCAUAAAAUCAUGAGCUUUGAAGUUUAGUCUUAAUUUUUUGUUAUAUUUUUGUAGGGAUAAUUUUCAAAUAUAGAUUAAAAACAGUAAAAUUUAUGUAGAAACUAAACUUGAAAGGUCGUGAUAUUGUAGGGACUUAAAAAUCCUAUUUAACCCUUAAAUUAUUGUAAACAACUAACUAACUUUUGACUUAGUGGUGCCUAUGACUGCAUUUUCAUUGUACAAAAGUCUAUGUGGCAUUAGGCCUUUGUUAAACACCUUCACUGAAAUUGAGUUGUGAAACUUAGACAAGUUACACAUUCUCCAGUCAUAACUAGUGUGUAACUGAGUACGUGUAGUUGAUUAUUCAAAAAAUUUAAUUCUCAAAAUAAAUACAGAAGCUAGUAAUUUGGUAAAAUUAAUAGAUGCAAUUUAAUUCCCUAUGCACCUUCCCUUUAAAAUUUCCGUAAAUUUGCCAUCCAAGAUUCCAAACAACCUUGAGUAGUGACCUUGCAUCAGCUUUCAGAGGUAUAGAAUGCAGACAGAGCUGUGAGUGAAGCAUUUACCUUAGAAUCAGUUUGAAAAUUUUUAUUCAAUAUUAUGAAACAGAAGAAUGUAUUUGGUUUGAAGGUAGUGGAUUCAAGAGUUUAAAGUUUGGAUCCCACUUUCAGGUUUAUUGGAGUCACUUCUGGUACAAUAUUGAUCAAUUGUUAAAUAAAUAAAAGAUGGAGUAAAACAUGUUAUUUUUGGUUUUAUUCUUGUUAAUAUCCUGACUUGUUACUUGAGUAGUCUAAUUUCAUCAUUUUAGUAAUUACUUCUAGUCGGCUACUGCUGCAUAGUAGCGGUAUAGUACCUCUGUAGAUGGGCACACAUAUUUGAUCUGUGUUUUUACAGUUGUAUAUUGUGCUUGCUCUGAUGUUGUUUGUAGUAUUAAACAUUUUUGUGCAGUAUCCUUAAAUUUGUAUACUUAUUUGAGUUAUUUAUGUGUGUACAUGUUGAGAUGUAAUGUUUUUGUUACCGUCACUGCUCACCAGGGUAAGUGAAAAAAAAAACUCUGAACUAAAUAGCUGACAAGUUGCAAGGGUGCAGUGAUUGAUAAAAAGAAUGAGGAUCGUUGGACUGACUGGUGGAAUAGCAAGUGGCAAGAGCACCGUUUCCAAUUUAUUCAAGUCUCAUGACAUCCCCGUUGUUGACGCUGAUGUAGUUGCUCGCGAGGCGUUGAAGAAAGGGAGUGGUGGAUGGAAAAAAGUCGUUGCUGCGUUUGGGGAGGAAAUUCUACUUGACAAUGGUGAAGUUAAUAGAACUAGACUGGGUCAAAUUGUUUUUGCUGAUCCCGAUAAGCGUCAAUUUCUCAAUCGAUUGUUGGCACCUUAUAUAUCGUCCGGGAUCUUUUGGGAAGUUGUGAAGUUGUGGUCGAAAGGUUACAAGGUCAUUGUUCUCGAUGUCCCUUUGUUAUUUGAGGCCAAGAUAGACAAGUUCACGAAGCCCAUUAUUGUUGUGUGGGUUGAUCCUGAAACACAGAUUCAAAGACUCUUGACAAGAGACAAGUCCAGUGAGGAGGAUGGUCGUAACAGGGUUAAUGCUCAGAUGCCGCUGGAUGCUAAAAAGAGUAAAGCUGAUAUAGUAAUUGACAACACCGGGUCACUAGACGACUUGAAUGAACAAUUUCAAAAGGUUUUGGUUCGUGUGACUGGACCCUUGGCAUGGUAUGAGUUUUGGCGUUCUAGGCAGGGAGUCUCGAUCAUUCUUGCUUCACUUACCUCAGGUGUUGUUCUAUGUAUGAGGGCAUUUAACAACAACAAUUCAUAGCCACUUGCCAAUAAUGUGUUUUGUGAAGUGUUUUACUGUAACUUUUUUUUUGAGUAAGCUUUUUUAUGUAACAUGCCAAUAAUGUGUAUUUAUAUAUAUAUAUGUUGGUUUUAUAUAUAUAUUUUUGAGUAAGAAA